Messenger RNA from Hemicordylus capensis (graceful crag lizard), 1121 nucleotides. It is a transcript of the gene DPM1, whose product is annotated as dolichyl-phosphate mannosyltransferase subunit 1, catalytic. The record is from RefSeq and is a predicted model, not a curated record. The coding region runs from base 31 to 756 and encodes 241 amino acids. Gene Ontology annotation, molecular function: dolichyl-phosphate beta-D-mannosyltransferase activity. Lineage: Eukaryota; Metazoa; Chordata; Lepidosauria; Squamata; Cordylidae. The transcript has 9 exons. Gene Ontology annotation, cellular component: endoplasmic reticulum membrane. Gene Ontology annotation, biological process: protein O-linked glycosylation via mannose; GPI anchor biosynthetic process.
CCGAGCUCCGCCUCGGCCGCCGCCAUCAUCAUGGCUGCUUCCCCGGACAAGUACUCGGUGCUGCUGCCCACCUACAACGAGCGCGAGAACCUGCCGCUCAUUGUGUGGCUGCUGGUGCGCAGCUUCCAGCAAAGUGGAAGUGACUAUGAAAUUAUAGUCAUAGAUGAUGGAAGCCCCGAUGGGACACAGGAAGUUGCUGAACAAUUGAUAAAGAUCUAUGGAUCAGAUAAAAUUCUUUUAAGGCCUAGAGCAAAAAAACUGGGAUUGGGGACUGCUUACAUUCAUGGAAUGAAACAUGCUACAGGGAACUUCAUUAUUAUUAUGGAUGCUGACCUCUCACACCAUCCAAAAUUCAUUCCAGAGUUUAUCAGGACACAGAAAGAAGGUAACUUUGACAUCGUUUCUGGAACUCGAUAUAAAGGAAAUGGAGGUGUGCAUGGGUGGGAUUUAAAACGAAAAUUGAUCAGCCGUGGAGCCAACUUUGUAACUCAAGUCCUACUGCGGCCAGGCGCAUCCGACUUAACAGGAAGCUUCAGGUUAUAUAGAAAAGAGGUUUUACAAAAGCUGAUGGAGAAGUGUGUUUCAAAAGGAUAUGUUUUCCAGAUGGAAAUGAUUGUCCGGGCAAGACAACUGGGUUACUCUAUUGGAGAGGUUCCUAUAUCCUUUGUGGACCGAGUCUAUGGAGAAUCUAAAUUAGGAGGCAAUGAAAUUGUCUCCUUCAUAAAGGGACUGUUGACUUUGUUUAUGACUACAUAAAAUGUCUUGAAUGUAUCUUUACAUUGGACUGAAUAAUUUUAUUUUUAUAUUGUCUUGUAGAAUCUUGCUAAGUAUUUCUUGUGGCUAAGAAAGUCAUUGCUAAUUUUUUAUUUUUGGGGAAAAUAGUGCAAUGCAUACAGUUCAGCAAGCAUUAUUUAUUAACUGUGAAUAAUUAUCUCUUGUGUCAUAUCUUCAGUUUAAACAAACUUUUAAUAAAUGAGGCCCACUCAUUAUAUGGCAUUUACAUCUUUUCUUUAAAUAUCCUUUCUUCUCUGUAUGAAGUUUGCAUUCUUAUUUAAUAAGAUUUUCAUUGAGUGUUGAAAAAUACAAUGUAUUAUAAAAUUGGUUCAUUCUGGCAGAGUUAA